Adineta steineri is the source of this 4374-nucleotide messenger RNA. The record is from the annotation of a GenBank genome assembly. Lineage: Eukaryota; Metazoa; Rotifera; Eurotatoria; Adinetida; Adinetidae.
AUGUCAUCUACUACAUUACCACCAAAUACAUUUAUGAAUAAUCCAUUAAUAAAUUCAAUAACUGGUUAUAUAGCUCAUUUACAACAACAAAAUAUGUUUAGUAAAGAACGUAUUCGAUCGUUAAAGGAAGGUUUUCUAUUCACAAUCGGUUUCUUUGUUCUAAUAUACUGUUUAAUUCGUAUACAAAUCUUAUUCUUUUGGUUAUUAAGACUAAUAUUUCGUUUAAUAUUUAAUAUAAUCUCAUUUACUUUGUGGCUUCCAUUAAAAAUAGUUCGUUUUUUAACUCCAAAAUCAAUUGAUUAUGAUAUAUUAUUUCCAUUAUUUUGGUUAUGUUCGAUAUUAUCAUUUUAUAUUUCAAAAUAUUUUCAUGAACAUGUUUGUCAAUUCUACGAUCAAUAUUUAAGUCAACGUUGGAAAAUAUUCAAUAGUGAUCAAAUAAAACGUGAAGAUAUUAAAAAAUAUUUAUUUAUUGCAACAUUUAUUGCUCUUCUUCUACUACAAACUUUAUUUAUUCUUAUGCCUAUUGCUUUAUCAAUUCGACAUCAUCAUGAAAAUGUAAAAGUACCUUCGACACCAGUGAUCGUUACGAAAACAACAACAGCAACAACUGUUAAAACUACAACAUCGAAAUCACCUGUAAAAGAAGUUGUUGAAACAAUGAGUGAGAAUUUAUAUAAACGUUUUAUUGAUGCAUUUACGGAUGAGAAUGAAACAGUAAUAAAUGAAAAACAUUCACCAUUAGUAAGCGAUGAAAAACUUGAAGAUACAUUUAAAACAAUACAAAAAGAUAUCGGAAAACGAAUCAAUAAUUUAAAAAUUUCGGAUAAAGAAAUAGAAAAGAAAAGUUCACGAUUUCAACGAUGGAUUGUUUAUUAUCUUAAAGCACCAUUUCAAAAAUAUGAAAGUAAAAAAAAUGAUAUUGUUCAUUCUGAUAAUGAACAAAAUAAAUUAGAACAAGAAGAAGAGGAGGAGAAUACUGAAUUGAAUUCAUUUUCCUCCUCUUCAGUUCCUGAUAUAGAUGAUGAUGAUGAUGACGACGAUGAUGAUGAGUCGUCCGAAUCUGAUGAUGAUGAAGAUGAUGAUACUGAUCAAGAAGACAAUACAACAAUAACUGAACAAACUUUAGAUACUAUUAAAAGCAAAAUAUCUUCGUCUGAAGAUAAAGAUGAAGAUGAUGAUGAGCCGUCCGAAUCUGAUGAUGAAGAUGAUGAUAGUGAUGAUGAUGAUGAUGAUGAUGAUGAUGUUGAUGAUACUAAUCAAGAAGAACCUACAACAGUCAUUGAACAAACUUUAGAUACUAUUAAAAGCAAAAUAUCUUCAUCUGAAGAUAAAGAUGAUGAUGAAGAUGACGAUGAGCCAUCUGAUGAUGGUGAUGAUGAUGUUGAUGAUACUAAUCAAGAAGAACACACAACAAUAACUCAACAAACUUUAGAUACUAUUAAAAGCAAAAUAUCUUCGUCUGAAGAUAAAGAUGAUGAUGAAGAUGAAGAUUCUUCAUCUAAACCAUCUGAUAUAGCCGAAAAUCUUAGAGAAGAAAUUGCAAAUGAGUUAUCUUCUUCAAUUAUUAGUGAUAAUGAAGAUUCCGGUGGUGAAUCAGACGAUGAGGAUGAUGAUGAUAUUGUUCAAUCAGUAACAACAGCUAAUAAAAUUAAAGAACAAUUAUCAACGCCUAUACAAAAAGUGAAAAGUUUUGCUUCAGCAAUAGCUAAUCAGUUUCAAAAUACAUUCCAUUCGUCUUCUGCAGAAGAUGAUGAUGAUGAUAAUGGAGAGUCAGGCUAUGAAACUGACGAUGAAGGAGAACAACUACAACAACAACAAUCAUCUACAUUAACUGAUAAGAUUAAAGAAACAUUAGUGGAACCUGUUGAUAAAGUUCUGACUGAUGUUAAAAAUAAAUUAUCUUCUUCUACAAGUAACGAUGAUGAAGAAGAAGAAGAAGAACAUUCCUCAAUUCUUGAUCAUGUCAAAGAAGAUCUUAUUCAACCAAUUGAAACAACAGCUGAACACUUACAUGAUAAAUUAUCUUCUUUAACUGACAAUGAUGAAGAUUUAUCAUUAAUUGAUCGUACAAAACAAUCAGCUGGAAAAUUUGUUGCAUCAAUCGAAGAUCAAAUUUCUUCAAGUGUUGAUGAUGUUAAUCAUAAAAUAGCUGAUCUUGUUGGUUCUGCAGAAGAAUUUAUUAAAGAAAAAAGCGAACAAAUCAAAGAAGCAAUUCCAAAGCCAGAUAAAGUUAUAUCAAAAUUUAAAGACCAAGUAGUUACACCAUUAGAAAAGAAAGCUUCUAAAGUGAAAAAAAAUAUUAAAAAAAAAACGGAAGAUUUAAAAACAACUGUUGUUAACAAAAUAAAAUCGCUGAAAAAACCCAAAACUUUAACAGAAAAAGUUAAAGAUAAAAUAGAAACACUUACUCAUACUAUUCAAGAACACCUUCCUGGACAUAAAACAAAACCCAAAACUUUGACAGAAAAAGUUAAAGAUAAAAUAGAAACGCUUACUCAUAAUAUUCAAGAUAAACUUCCUGGACGUAAAGCAAAAAAGAAUAAAAAUAAGAAAUCAAAAUUAUCGAUAAGAAAUAAAUUAAAUGGUUGGGUUGAUGAUGCAUGGAAUAUAUGGCAUCUAACAAAAACUAAACUUGCACAUAUAUUUAUUUCAUCAACAAAACAUGCUAGACAUUUACCACGUUAUAAUACAACUUCACUUUACACAGCUUAUACUGAUAUAAAAUGUUAUGAUUAUACAAAAAGUUUGAGUCGUUAUCGAUUAUCAAAACGUAGAUAUCUUUAUUUUCUUGAUAAAUAUCGUCGUCAUUCACCAUUUCCUGUUUACUUAUCCAUAUUAAAAUCUAAUGGACCAAAAUCUUAUCGUCAAUAUCCAAAUUCAUCAUGUGCUUAUAUAUCAAAAAUACCAGCUAGAAGUUUUAAAACACAAUUAUAUCGUUUUGUACGAUUCUGGAUAAUAAUUGGUUUAAUAAUAUUUGUACUAGCAUUUAUUUAUAAAUGGUUAUCAGUACGUAAAACAUCAAAUACAUCUUCUUUUUAUCAUCAUGAUAAGUCUGAUCGAUCAUCAAAUAAAAAACAACAAACAAUAAUAUCGAAUAAAAAUGAUUUACAUCCACCAAUAACAACAACAACAACAGCAACAGCAACACCAACAGCAACUACGGAAAAACGACCAUCAAUCAAUAAAAAUACAAUAUCAUCAAAUACUCAAUCAUUAGAUGAAGAAAUUGAAAAACAACUUCGAUUAUGGCUUCAACAUGAACAAAAUGAUGGUUUUAGAAAUAUUAGUGAAACAUGUCGGCUAGCAAUUAAUAAUACAUUUUUAAAACAACUUGAACGACUCAGCGUGGAAACUCUCCAAUUUGCUAAUGCGAAAAUUCGUAAUGUUUCUCAAAAUACUAAUCAGAACAGAAGUGGUGAAAUAACUAAUGAUAAAAUCGUUAUCAAUGCUGUACUCGAUAUUGAUCAUUUAAUUCUUAAUAUUGUUAAUACAUUUAAAGAACAACAUUUUUCUCUUGAAAUUCAAAAAUUAUCUGGUCAACUUUAUAUUUUAUUAGUAAUUAAUACAAGUCAAUAUUCAAUUGAAGCUACUCUUCAACAACUUCAAAUUAAUCCUGUUAAUAUUAUUGAUCCAAAUCAUGCUUUAUCAGCAGAUGAAAAACAAAAUGUUAUCAAACUAAUAGACGAAACUAUUAAACGAACUGUUGUUCGAUGUUUGUUUCGUCUCUCAGAUAAUCAAGAGAAUAUUAAUUCUACUCCUCUUUAUAAUUCAUCACCAUUAUCUCAUUCAGAAACAAAUAAAACGUCAAUAUCUCCUAAUCAACUUUCUACUUCAUCAGUUCAAUCAAAUGUAUCACGUUCUCAUCAACCAAGUCCAACAAGAUAUCAACCAACAGAUUCCAUACCCACAGUAUUAAUUAAUGAUACAACUCAGAAUUUAUAUACAAAUGAAAUAUUGACAGAUAAACAACCGAAAAGAUUACUUAUUCGUAUUGUUAAAGCUGUUAAAUUACAUGAUGUUGAACAACCAUACUGUAUUCUUGAAUUAAAUCAUCCAAAACAAGCACAACAAACAACUAUUGCAAAAAAUGGUUUAAAUCCUUUUUGGGAUGAACGAUUUCUUUUCGAAUGUGAUGAUAAAAGUAAUCAAGUACGUCUACAGAUAAUUAAUCGUAAAACAACAAAUAAAAGAACAGGCAAUAAUUAUGUUGAUACUAUUUAUGCUGAUGUAUUAAUACCAUUUUCUUAUGUAACAAGUACAGCUUAUAAACAAGAUGUACAAAUUAGUCCACAAUAUCCUGAAUCAAUUAUUCGUAUCGAGGUAAAUUUAUAUAAUACCGACCUUGAUUUUUGUUCUUAUAUAGAAGAAAAAUAG